AUGCGCGAUGCGAUGCGCGAUUGGACUGACGGCGUCGGUUUGAACGCGCAGGUCGACGACGCGCGCGACGACGCGCGCGACGAAGAGGACGACGACGAGGAAGACGCGGACGUCGACGAGGCGACGGGGAAUUACUUCGGACGCGCGGCGAAGGCGCCGCCGGCGCCCGAGGGCGCGAAUCCGUUCGCGGCGAGCGCGGCGACGCCGUCGGACGACGUGAACGCGAUGAUCGAACAGGCGAAAGCGCAGGUGGAGGCGCAGCGGGCGAAGCGAGAGAUCGAAGAGGCGAAGGAUCGGGAGCGGGAGCGACGGGCGUUCGAGGAUCAGGGGCGGGAGUACGUGGCGAGGAGGAAGCCGGGGGAGGCGAGCGAGUCGCCGGCGAGCUCGUCGGGCGGGAGGCGAAAGGUGGUCAAGGCGAAGCGACCGGGACAAUCGCCGUUGGGUGGAACCGGGGACGGUGGUAAGACGACGUCGAACGCGUUCGCAGGGUUCGCGGCGCUCACGGGUGGGGCGAAGAGGGAGGACGCGGACGCCGGUCGAUCGAGCGUGUUUUCGCGGCUGAGCGGCGCGCCCGUCGAGGCGGAUGACGACGACGACGCGCGCGAGGCGAAGGCUGAGAAGACGAAACCGGCGGGGUUAUUUUCGUUUCCCACCGCGGCGCCGUCGACGAGCGCGGAACCGGCGAAAGCGGCGACGUUUGGAUUUUUCGCGCCGCCGCCGUUGACCAAGGACACCUUGCACACCCAGCGCACGGCGAAAAUUAAACUCACCGAGAGCGACGACGACGACGACGACGACGCGAAGAAGUCCGCGCCCGCGCCGCCGCCGACCGCGUUAACGAACGCGCCGCCCGCGAAGGCGGUGAAAAAAGUCAAGACCGCCUUAGCCAUAGAACUCGGCUUGUAA
Messenger RNA from Ostreococcus lucimarinus CCE9901, 906 nucleotides. RefSeq lists its product with no specific name. Lineage: Eukaryota; Viridiplantae; Chlorophyta; Mamiellophyceae; Mamiellales; Bathycoccaceae. The transcript has a single exon. The record is from RefSeq and is a predicted model, not a curated record. The coding region runs from base 1 to 906 and encodes 301 amino acids.